AUGAAAAAUCUAUCAAAGAAAGCACUGGCGUCUUGGGACAAAGUGUGUUUACCUCAAGCAGCUGGAGGAUUAAAUGUCCUGAAUCUAUGUAGAUGGAACAAGGCUGCAAUAAUAAAGCAGUUAUGGUCAAUUGCACAGAAAAAGGACUGCCUCUGGAUAAAGUGGGUGCAUAGCUACUACAUAAAGAAACAAACUUUUGACUCAUGCCCUAUACCUAAGACAACAGCUUGGGUAAUUAGGAAGAUUUUGGAAACUCGAGAUACGAUUAUGCAACAGGUUAUGGUACAAGGUGACUUACUUGCAAAGUUAGGAAAAAUGCAGAACAAGGAUGAUUCCUUCUCUAUUAAAAAGAUGAUGGCAACUGCGGAUCGACUGCAGAUGAUAGGCAUACAAGCUCCUAUGGCUUGUGUAUUCUGUCAUGGUGGCAUUGAAACUCAUGAAUACCUAUUCUUUGAAUGCCCUGUUACAGGUGCAUUGUGGCUGAGAUUACUGACCUGGCUUGGGUAUAUCAGGAACAGAGGUGAUGCCAAACAUGAAUUGCAAUGGGUAUGCAGUAUGGCCAAGAGGAAGAGUGGACUGGGAGCUGUCACCCGUUGUGCAUAUGCAAUGGCAGUCUAUGUCAUAUGGAGGGAGAGGAAUCUACUAAGAUUCCAGAAGAGCACAUAUGAUGAAGAUAGAGACAGUAGAGAAAUAGCAGUACAUAUUCACAUUAGAGGACAAAACCUUAGGAAAUGGCGCAAGCCUUUGAGUCUGCUGAGUUCAUACCCUUAUUGA
This is a messenger RNA of Nicotiana tabacum (common tobacco), 774 nucleotides long. Lineage: Eukaryota; Viridiplantae; Streptophyta; Magnoliopsida; Solanales; Solanaceae. The record is from RefSeq and is a predicted model, not a curated record.